AGAGAGAGGGGGAGAGAGAGAGAGAGAGGGAGAGAUCGAUCUCCUUGAAUUAUUUUUAAAGAUCCCAGAAAAAUCUGAGAAAAGAAAAAUAUGAUAAAGAUCAUAAGGUCAGGUUUUUGAUAUUUUUGUCGAUAUUUUGUUAUGCAUGGUCGACAUGUACUACUUGUUGCGGAACCAAGCGCUAUUGAUUACCGGAGAAGGAUAGAGAUGGUCGAAGAGAGACGACGCGUUUUCUACCAUGUACGUGAAUGGCUCCGAUCUACACACCGGUACGGAUUUUGAGCUUGACCCGGAUUCUCAUCGACAUCGAGUUCACGUUUACCUUCACUUUCAUUACACUCGCGUCAUAACCAAAUAUCUAUCGGCAGAGGAUUCGUCCAAAGGUGAUGCGAACAUUCAUGAUUUUCUUAUUUAAUCUAAUUUCGAUUGUUGUCUAAAAAAAAGAAACGAAGAAAAAGACGGAAAAAAAAGUAAAAAGAAUUAAUUUCUUACGUUACCUUUUUUAACCAAUGUUUGUACUAUAUGUAAAGAAAAAAAAAAAAAGAAAAAAAAAAAAGAAGAGAAGAAGAAGAAGAAGAAGAAGAAAAGAAGCAAGAAAAGAAUAUAUAAAGAAAUGAGAGUGCAAAAGUUUGUCGUUUUUCUUUUUCUUUUAUUUUAUUCAACUUUUUCCUCUUGUGAUUUAUUUUUUCGAACGUAAGAGAUAUUUCGAAGAUGAAAGAUCAUUAAAAAAUAUACAAAGAAAAAAAAAAAAGAAAAGAUAAAACAAAUAAAUCUUUAAUAUCAAAUAACGGAGUAUUUAUUGACGUUACGUAUAUCGAGUAGUACCUUUCGUAUAAAUCGUUUUAAAGGCAAAUUGGAUCGGUUGAUAAAUUUCAAAGAAGAUGGUACCGACACUGUGAUAAGUGGUAAUUUGAAAGACGAUAAAGAGAAUAAAAAAAAAAAGGACCUCCCGUUAAAGCGGACGUCCUUGCGCCCUGUUUACGCCGACGCGAAGCGAUUCUCGUUCAUUGCGGCUGCGCAUUCGGUGAGCUUUUCAGAGCUUCGGGAGGGUAGCAAGAGAAAGAUAGAUAGAGACAAGCAGAGGUUGCUCUUCGUAAGUCGAAGCGUACAGAACUGGAAAGCAUUCUUUUGUUGGGUUCGCGACGUUCAUUCGUUCAUUCGUACCAUCUUGCAAAACGAGUUUUUAUUGGGGAAAAAAAACGCGUGACCACAGAAACAGUUCAGUUUAUUUCGUUAACGAGAAUUUUUCUUCCUUAUUGCAAAGAUUACUGUCUAUUAAUUUUUCUCUCUUUCUCUUCACCCCCUCUCUCUCUCUCUUUCCCUCUCUCUCUCUCUCUCUUCUAUUCACGGGAUUCUUUUCAAGUGAAAGAAAUCUCAAUAAGAAUCCUCAAGUUUCAUUUCUCUUGGCAACCAUUAGAAGAGAAAAAUUUUUCGUUAGUGAAAGAAAGGCUGCUGGGAGAGUUCAUUUGUAGAGCUCGUGGGAGAUAGGUGGAGCGUGUGUGCGCGUUUGUGUCUGUGUCUGUCUGUGUACGUCCUGUGUAUAUCUCUGCGUGUAUGUAUGUGUGAGAGAACGAGAGAGAGAGAGAGAGAGAGAACGAGAGAGAUCUAUCGAGAGAGGUUAUCGUACGCAAAGUUUCAAGCCAUUUUUCUCUUUUCAUCCUGCUUGUUUUGUUUAAAUCCUCAUCCAAUUGUAUCGUUUUAAACCUUGAAAGAAACAUUCAAUAGCAGAGAAGAGAUGCUCUUCCGAGAGUUUUGAACCGUGGCCGAAAGCGUCGAGGAACAUGAACACGGUGGGGUGUGCGUGAAUCGAGAGACAAAAGUUAGCUGGGUAAAAGUGUUUUUACGGGGCAAAAGUAGCCCGGCGAGCGAGCGGGCUCCGGGACUCGAGCAACAGGAAAGCACAAGCCCGAUGCCGGAAGCUUCGGGAUCGCGGGUGGUCGAUGAGUCGGAUUAUUCGACCUUUGAGAAUAAGACCGGUCUCGCCGAAGACAUGAAGUUUCUGGCGAGCAUGCCAGAACUUUGCGAUGUCACUUUUCUCGUUGGUGACACGAGAGAGCCUGUUUGCGCCGUAAAGGCUGUCCUCGCCGCUAGAAGUAGAGUUUUUCAUAAAAUGUUGUACCAAGCACCAAGUCCUCAACGGAAGAAAGAAGCGCCAACGAGAGAGAACAAGAUACGACUUUUUUUAAAGAGAAGCUCCGAACCUUUGCUGAACUUGCAAAACGCGGCACAGCAGCGAUCAGGGUUUACGCAGCAGCUGGCACCCAUACAAGAGCCGCAAUCGAAUCAACAUCAUACUCUGAUCAUCGAGGAGUUCGAGCCGGAUGUUUUUCGUCAGCUCAUCGAGUACAUUCAUACCGGUUGCGUCACUCUACAACCAAGAACACUGUUGGGUGUCAUGAAUGCCGCCGAUUAUUAUGGACUCGACGAACUUAGAAAAGCCUGUGCUGGAUUCGUUCAAUGUUGCAUAACCGUCGACACAGUUUGUGCGCUCUUAGCCUCGGCUGAACGUUAUAUACAAUACAAAUGCACCAAAUCUUUGGUUCAAAAGGUAUUAGAGUUCGUAGACGAACAUGGAAACGAAGUGUUGAACUUAGGAUCUUUCACGUUGUUGCCUCAACACGUUGUUCGUUUGAUUUUAGCAAGAGAAGAGUUGCGUGCUGACGAGUUUACCAAAUUUCAAGCAGCCUUGAUGUGGAGCAAGAAAUACUAUGACAGUAAUCAAGAUACACCGUUGAAAGAUAUAAUCGGCAACUUCCUUGAAUAUAUUCAAUUUCACAAGAUUCCAACAAAUGCUUUGGUAAAUGAUGUUCAUCCAUUAGGAUUGGUGCCCGAUGGUAUCAUCAUGAACGCUUUAGCAUAUCAGACCCAACCAGUGUCGAGCCCGGGAAACUCUCCCCCCCCAAAGUGAGGAAACAGGGCCGCAGUAUGUCGGUCCAAUCAUCCUUGGAACCAUACGGUAGCAACACGACUCUGAGCUCGAGCGGCUCUGACACUGGUUUCGAGCGCAAACAGCACUCUGGUAGCAACUAACCUCAGGCCACGGCCGCACUGA
Molecule: messenger RNA, 3052 nt
Organism: Vespa velutina
Lineage: Eukaryota; Metazoa; Arthropoda; Insecta; Hymenoptera; Vespidae
Product: serine-enriched protein
Exons: 9
Coding region: 1910-2908 (332 amino acids)
Molecular function (GO): protein binding
Source: RefSeq, a predicted model, not a curated record